Messenger RNA from Guyanagaster necrorhizus, 786 nucleotides. RefSeq lists its product as uncharacterized. The annotation marks the transcript as partial. The transcript has a single exon. The record is from RefSeq and is a predicted model, not a curated record. Lineage: Eukaryota; Fungi; Basidiomycota; Agaricomycetes; Agaricales; Physalacriaceae.
CCCACGCUCGACUUUUCUGGCUCGACUUGGAUUUGGACCAGCGAGAAGACCGGUGCAGAAGAUACCGCACCUACGGGAGCACGUCCAUUCUGUAAGGCCAUCCUCUCCUCCAGCACAACAUGUCCGGUCUGCGCACUAUCAUCAUCUCUUCGCGAAUGGAUAAGCGAUACUAACGCUCUCGUAGCGAUGACUUGUACUCCAUCGUUGUCAACGGAAAUGAAAUUGGAGCAGGAAAUGGUUACAAAAGCUCAGCCGUCUAUACCGCUGGCCUUGAACCCGAAGGGCACAACAUCUUUGCUAUUUCCGUGAACAACACGGGAGGAUCUGCCGACCUCAUUGCCACUAUCCUUGUGGACUACCGCGAUGGUACCACUCAGACUAUCGUCACUGACACCACCUGGAAGACGAUCAAAGCUACCCCCCCCCCGGUGGUUGGACUAGUCCGAGCUUCGACAAUUCAGCUUGGAUUGCCGCAGUGUCUGAGGGACCUACGGAGAGCACGCCUUGGGGGAGGCCUCCACUUCCCCCUGCCAUGAAUAUGGCUGGAGUCAAGUGGAUCCAUACGAAUGAGACAUCCGCCGCUGGGGUAGACCCUCUAGAUCACAGACCAUUCCGCAAGAAUGGAAAAGCUGCUGCUUGUGGAAAAAUAAUCAUCACCGCGUACAUUUCCCUUCCCUACAUCAUCGUCCUGAUCCAUCUCACCGGACUUGCAGCGACGACGAGUACACGUUGUACUUCAACGGGAACAAAAUUGGAAACGGUAGCAACUGGCUAGCCAUGCAAGGC